Spinacia oleracea (spinach) is the source of this 1584-nucleotide messenger RNA. Its product is annotated as 3-ketoacyl-CoA synthase 7-like. Bases 70 to 1470 code for a protein of 466 amino acids. Gene Ontology annotation, molecular function: acyltransferase activity, transferring groups other than amino-acyl groups. The record is from RefSeq and is a predicted model, not a curated record. Gene Ontology annotation, cellular component: membrane. The transcript has 2 exons. Lineage: Eukaryota; Viridiplantae; Streptophyta; Magnoliopsida; Caryophyllales; Amaranthaceae. Gene Ontology annotation, biological process: fatty acid biosynthetic process.
GUUCUUCCUAGUGGUAUAAAUCAGCAGUUCCAAACUCAUCCCAAAAUAACCACAAAUUUCUUCUUAAAAAUGGAGUCACUUCUACUUUUUAACCAUGAUUACUACAAAUACUACGCAUUAAUCAUAGAAACACUUGAUUCAUUCUCCCACCUCAAACUCACCAUCGCCAUUAUUUUGAUCCUCACCUUCAUCCACAUCACUCAAAGACAAGCUCACAUCUACCUCGUUGAUUUCGCGUGUUUCCAACCCCCAGAAUUCCACAGGAUUUCCGUAGGCACAUUCAUAGAACACUCAGCAUUACGAGAGAAAGAGUUCAACACAACAGACAUAAACGAGUUUGAGAAGAAAGUGAUCACAAGGUCAGGGAUGGGGAACGAGACUUACUCAUCCGAAGGGAUGGAUUUCAUCCCUUCUGAUAGCUCCUUAAAGCAAGCAAUGGGUGAAGUGCAACAUGUGCUCUUCUCAGUUGUUGACAAACUCCUUACAAAACACAAAAUUAGCCCUAAAAGUAUUGAUAUACUUGUAACUAAUUGCAGUAUUAAUUGCCCUACACCUUCAUUAGCUGCCAUGGUUAUAAACAAGUUUGGGUUUAGAAGCAAUGUGAAGAGCUUUCAUCUAUCAGGAAUGGGGUGUAGUGCUGGAAUCCUCGCGAUUAGCUUGGCUAAAGACAUGCUUAAGGUUCAUAAAAACUCAUUGGCUUUAGUCCUUAGUACUGAGACUAUUUGCUCUAAUGUUUACUUAGGGAGGCAAAAGUCAAUGCUCCUUGCUAAUUGUUUGUUUCGGAUGGGGGGUGCCGGAAUUUUGCUCUCCAACCGGAAAUCUGAUAGAAAAGUGGCCAAGUAUGAGCUACAACACGUUGUCCGAACACAUCUCGGUGCCAAGGAUGAUGCUUAUGGAUGUGUAUUCCAGAAAGCCGAUGAGGAGGGUAAGGUAGGGGUGAGCCUCUCUAGGACGGUGGUCCACGUAGCAGGGGAAGCCCUACAAACCAACUUGACCACCCUUGGACCUCUAGUGUUACCCUACUCGGAGCAACUCCGAUUUGCGUUCCAUUUCGUGUGGAACAAGUUUAUUAGGCCAUGGACGACGAAGAAGAAACAAGCACCCUAUGUCCCGGACUUUAAGAAGGCGUUUGAUCAUUUUUGCAUCCACGCGGGAGGAAAGGCCGUGAUUGACGCAAUCAAGGAGAGGUUGAGUCUGAGUGAUAAAGACGUAGAGGCGUCUAAGAUGACACUAUAUAGGUACGGGAACACGUCGUCGUCCUCGACGUGGUACUCAUUAUGUUAUCUUGAAGCUAAAGGAAGAGUUAAGAAGGGUGAUAGGGUAUUCCAAUUGUGUUUUGGGAGUGGAUUUAAGUGUAAUAGUGCACUUUGGAAAUGUAUUUCUAAGGAAGUAAGUAAGGAUAUAUCCAAUGCUUGGACUGAUAGGAUAAAUAGGUACCCUGUUGAUGUACCUGAAGUUAUUGAACACUGAACAAUAUUUCACAUUUGAACUAGAGUGCAUUCACCUUUGGGCCGGACUAUGUAUUGCAACUUAACAUCCACUCCUAUACUCACUUUAUAUUAUUUAAACAUUUUUUACACUCCA